Molecule: messenger RNA, 1281 nt
Organism: Oenanthe melanoleuca
Lineage: Eukaryota; Metazoa; Chordata; Aves; Passeriformes; Muscicapidae
Gene: CCDC71L
Product: coiled-coil domain containing 71 like
Exons: 1
Coding region: 84-932 (282 amino acids)
Source: RefSeq, a predicted model, not a curated record
GGAGCCUGCCUUCGGCGCUGCGUCCGCUCUGCCUGCGCUCUGCCUUCUCGGCGGCUGCCCCGCCACCCCGUCCCGCUGCCUCCAUGACCCGCAGUAGAAAGCAGGCGGCGCUGGAGAGAGGAGCCGGGAAGAUGAGCACAGAGGCGGGCAGUACCGCGGCGGCGGCCGCGGGAGCCCGGGCGGCGACGGCUGCGCCAGCAGCAGGGGCGGCGGGCGGCGAACCGGCGGCCGCCGCCUGGGGGCUGGAGGGGGAGGCGGAGAAAGUUGUGUACUCGCGCUCGCAAGUCUCCUUCGCCGGCACCAAGGCGCUGGGCGACGCCCUCAAGCUCUUCAUGCCCAAGUCCACGGAGUUCAUGAGCUCCGACUCGGAGCUGUGGAACUUCCUCUGCAGCCUCAAGCACGAGUUCUCCCCGGUCAUCCUCCGCAGCAAGGACGUCUACGGAUACUCUUCCUGCCGCGCCGUCGUCCCCGACCCUCCGCCGCCCUCGGAGCGGCCCCGCCGCCGCGCCGGCAAGCGGCGCCUCCCGGCCGUCGACGCCAAGCGCCGGGCUGGGGCGGCGGGCGGCAGCGCCAAGCGGCGGCGGCGGCGGCGGCGCCGCAGGAGGGAGCGGGGCCGGCAGCGGCCCGCGGCCGGUGGCCCCCGCGCCCGGGAGGAAGAGGCGGCGGCGCCGGAGCCGUCGGGCGAGCAGGCGGACAGCGAGCAGGGCAGCCCGGCGGCGCCGGCCGCCUGGGAGCCGUUCAGCGGCAAGUCGCUGGAGGAGAUCUGGAAGGCGGCCACCCCCCGCCUCACCACGUUCCCCACCAUCCGUGUGCGGGGCAGCAUGUGGAGCCAGCGGAGCCUGGCGGCGGCGCGGCGGCGGGCGCAGCGGAUCCUCGGCGUGGACCUGUCCCCCGUGGUGCGGGUGCGCCGCUUCCCCGUGGCACCGUCCUGAGCCCGCGGGGCUCCGCUCCCCGCGCCUCACCUUGGCCGCGGUGCGGACAAAGAGACCGGUAUCAGUCACCUGUUUACAUUGCUUUUGUCUGGAUCGUGUUCUGCUGCUGCACUUUAUGGCCCGCUCGGGCGGCGCCGGGCCCCCCUCCGCAUGGGGGGCGGCCUGCCGGGCCCCGGCCUCGCCCCGGGCUGGGACCGCCUGGCAGGUAUCACGCGUGGGGACCAAGUUCCACUUCCACUUUUUUUUCUCUCCCAUUGGACUACCUCACUGGUCCAGAAGUCCACCCAAGAAGUUAUUUUCCAAAGGAACUUACUUUCAUGCUUGUAUAAUAAAGCACCAUCUGAUUCUU